CCAGCACUUGGACCUAUAAAAGGCACUGAGCUCGAUUCCCUCUGUGUCUCUGCAAUUCGCCAGGUUUCAGUCAUGAGGAUCCAUUACCUCCUCUUCACGUUUCUCCUGGUGCUGCUCUCACCUCUUGCAGUCUCUACUCAAAGAAUCAAGAAUCCUAUAACUUGCAUCACCAAUGGAGGCAUAUGCUGGGGCCCAUGUGGUUCAGGGUUUAAACAGAUUGGCACUUGUGGCCUUCCUAAAGUCAGGUGCUGCAAGAAAACAUAAAUAAGAAGACCAAGAACCAGUGAGGAAAAUAAAAAGCCAGAAUCUGCUCCUCCAUGAAGAUGUAUAAAACUUCAACCAAAUUAAAGUGCUUUG
Molecule: messenger RNA, 357 nt
Organism: Microtus oregoni (creeping vole)
Lineage: Eukaryota; Metazoa; Chordata; Mammalia; Rodentia; Cricetidae
Product: beta-defensin 4-like
Exons: 2
Coding region: 73-264 (63 amino acids)
Biological process (GO): defense response to bacterium; cell chemotaxis
Cellular component (GO): extracellular region
Molecular function (GO): chemoattractant activity; CCR6 chemokine receptor binding
Source: RefSeq, a predicted model, not a curated record